UAUAUGAAAAGUUGAAUCUCAUUCUUAAGCGUCAAAGCUAGCUAGCUAGACAUGUUCUUCUCUAGGCUACUUCUUUCUUCUCUCACUUUCUUUGGCCUUUUGAUUUUGGCUUUUGGAGCUACUUUACCUGAUGAUGAAGUGGAAGCUCUACGUGGCAUCGCCAACACACUAGGGAAGAACGACUGGGAUUUUAACGUUGAUCCGUGCUCCGGCAAACCGGGAUGGACAGAUCCAGCACAGGAGUUGACUGGGAUAGAAAAUAAUGUGACCUGUGAUUGUUCCUACUCCAACGGCACCAUCUGCCAUGUGAUUACAAUAGUUCUCAAGUCACAGAAUCUCCAAGGCACUCUCCCUACUGAUUUGGGCAAGCUUCAGUUCCUCCAACUAAUUGACCUCACUCGAAACUACCUUAACGGUACAAUCCCUCCAGAAUGGGGUUCCAUGCAACUGCGCUACAUCUCUCUCCUUGGAAACAGGUUAUCAGGCCCAAUCCCAAGAGAACUAGGGAACAUCACUACUCUUUUAGAAUUAGUGAUCGAGUUCAAUCAAUUUUCAGGAGAAUUGCCUCAAGAGCUUGGAAAUUUAGGCAGCAUAAGGAGAUUAUUGUUUACCUCCAAUAAUUUUACUGGGAAAUUGCCUGCCACAUUCGCAAAGCUGACCACAUUAAUAGACUUUCGAAUUGGUGACAACAAGUUCACAGGCCAAAUUCCUGAUCUUAUUCAAAACUGGACUAAUCUACAAAAACUAGUAAUUCAGGGGAGUGGUUUAAGUGGACCGGUUCCAUCUGGUAUUAGUCUUUUGGCAAACAUAACUGAUCUGAGAAUCAGUGACUUGAGUAAUGGAACUGAAACACCAUUUCCAGCCUUGAGUAGUAUGAAAAACCUUAAAACGCUAAUAUUGAGGAGUUGCAAUAUUGUUGGACAGCUGCCUUUAUAUCUUGGGGGAAUGACCAACUUAAGAACCUUAGACCUCAGCUUUAACAAACUAACUGGAGGAAUCCCAAGUGACUUUUCUAAUAUACAAAAAGCAGAUUAUAUAUACUUAACUGGAAAUCGACUUAAUGGAACAGUACCUGACUGGAUACUUCAAAAAGGAAAUAAUAUUGACCUUUCAUACAAUAAUUUCAUAGAUCAAAGUACAUGUCAACAACGGAGCAUAAACUUAUUUGGGAGCUCCUCGAUGGAAAAUGCAACGGAAAUUGUUUCAUGCCUAAGAAGUCAUCGUUGUCCAAAAAAUUUCUAUUCCUUCCAUAUAAAUUGUGGUGGGAAGGAAGCUGUUAUUAAUAGAAACACGUAUGAAGAAGAUGUAGACUCAGGAGGGCCUUCAAGAUUCUACCAGAGUAGAACUAACUGGGCAUUUAGCAGCACUGGACAUUUCUUGGACGAUGAUCGCCCAACAGAUUCGUACACCUGGACAAACACAACUAAACUCUCUUCAGGCAUUUCUGCACUAUACACGGAUGCACGCCUUUCUCCGCUCUCUUUAACUUAUUAUGGCUUCUGUAUGGGAAAUGGGAAUUACACAGUUGACCUCCACUUUGCAGAAAUAAUAUUUACUGCUGACAACACAUAUAGCAGCCUUGGUAGGCGCAUGUUUGAUAUUUACAUUCAGGGAAAACUUGUGGGGAAGGAUUUCAAUAUUGCAGAUGAUGCAGGUGGGGUUGGUAAGGCAAUUAUCAAAAAAUUUACAGCCAUUGUGACAAAUCAUACAUUAGAGAUACGCUUUUAUUGGGAUGGGAAAGGGACAACUGGUAUUCCACUUAGAGGAAUAUAUGGUCCUCUUAUAUCAGCCAUCUCUGUCACUCCUAAUUUUGAACCUCCUUCAGAGAAUAGCAGCAGUAGUGUAUCUACAGGUACUGUGGCUGGAAUUGUUAUUGUUGUAGUAGUUGUUGUCUUCCUGGUUUUGGGUGUUCUCUGGUGGAAAGGCUGUCUGGGACAAAAAGAUACAGUGGAUCAAGCUCUAAAGGGCCUAGACUUACAAACAGGCUCAUUUACCUUGAAGCAAAUCAAAGCUGCAACACACAACUUUAAUCUUGACAAUAAAAUUGGAGAAGGUGGUUUUGGUUCUGUUUACAAGGGCCUUCUUUCAGAUGGCACCAUAAUUGCCGUGAAGCAGCUUUCGUCAAAAUCUAAGCAAGGAAAUCGUGAGUUUGUGAAUGAGAUUGGCAUGAUUUCUGCUUUGCAGCACCCUCAUCUUGUAAAGCUCUACGGAUGUUGUAUUGAGGAAAAUCAAUUGUUGCUAGUAUAUGAGUACAUGGAAAAUAACAGCCUUGCUCGCGCUUUGUUUGGUCCUGAAGAAUGCCAGUUGGAUUUAGACUGGCCUACUAGACACAAGAUCUGUGUUGGAAUAGCUAGAGGUUUGGCUUUUCUCCAUGAAGAAUCAAGAUUGAAGAUAGUACAUAGAGAUAUCAAAGCCACUAAUGUGCUGUUAGAUAAGAAUUUAAAUCCCAAAAUAUCUGAUUUUGGUUUGGCCAAGCUUGACGAAGAAGAGAACACCCAUAUAAGCACCCGGGUUGCUGGAACCUUUGGAUACAUGGCACCUGAAUACGCAAUGCGAGGUCAUUUAACUGAUAAAGCGGAUGUGUAUAGUUUUGGAAUUGUUGCCUUGGAAAUUGUUAGUGGAAGGAGCAACACUAGUUACCGACUGAACUUGAAGGAAAACUGUGUUUAUCUUCUUGAUUGGGCACUUGUUUUAAAAGAGAAAGGGAGUCUAUUAGAGCUAGUAGAUCCUAGAAUGGGGACCAACUACAACAAAGCAGAGGUGAUGACUGUAAUCAAUGUGGCUCUCCAAUGUGCCAGUGUUUCUCCAGGAGUUAGGCCUGCAAUGUCUUCAGUUGUGAGUAUGCUUGAAGGAAAGACUGUUGUUCAAGAUUUCACUCAGGAAAUAAGUUCUUCAUUUGAUGAAAUGAAGGAUGAAGCAAUGAGUAAACACUUCCAACACAGCAUUGAGCAUAAGACAAGUGAAAGUCAGAUCCAGAGCAUGUCACUGGAUGGGCCUUGGGUAGCUUCUUCUACGUCUGAACAAGAUCUCUAUCCGGUCACUUUGGAUUCUAAUUACUGGGAGAAUAGGAAUUAGUUAAAUAGUAACAAUUAUCAACUGUCUACAAGUCUUAAACCUUAAACAUUUAAAUGUCAACAGUAAUUUCUUUCCUUUUUUCUUUUUCUUUUUUGCUAUUUGUAGGGAUCUUCAUUGUGAUAAAGGAUUUUAUAGUCUAAUAAAAGUUAUACAGAAAAGCUUGUGCAUACCUAGGAAGCAAGCAUAUUUUGCAAUA
This is a messenger RNA of Ricinus communis (castor bean), 3271 nucleotides long. RefSeq names its product probable leucine-rich repeat receptor-like serine/threonine-protein kinase At3g14840. The transcript has 24 exons. The record is from RefSeq and is a predicted model, not a curated record. Gene Ontology annotation, molecular function: ATP binding; protein binding; protein kinase activity. Lineage: Eukaryota; Viridiplantae; Streptophyta; Magnoliopsida; Malpighiales; Euphorbiaceae. Gene Ontology annotation, biological process: protein phosphorylation. The coding region runs from base 52 to 3075 and encodes 1007 amino acids.